AUGGACGAGUCAGAUGAGUCACUGUGUUUCGAUAGCGAUGACUUUGACGAGGACAAUAGGCCCUCUGACAUUGUCUUCGGUGAGGCUGGUGAUGUCAUGGCCGAGUUCGAGGAGGAUUGCUCCCAAAGCGAGGAGGAGCGAGAGGAGCAGAAGGCAGCUUGCGUCUACCGGGCCAGGGGAGAUUCGCCGGAGACAACCACCAGCGACGAGGAGAGCGCCGACGCGAAGGCUGAGGCGGCGCUCGCUCUUCGGAGCCGCGGCAUCAUCCGCACGCAGGAUUCGGCGCUGGUGCAGGCGACCGCGUUGAGCCACUUCAUGUCGGCUCCAAAGUCACGCGUAGAGACCUGCAGCGAGUGCUUCAGCCGCCGGGCUGCUCGUGGCUCAGAGCUCUGUAGCCACUGCAAGACGGAGUUGCGACAGUUGAAGAGAUGUCUUGGGAAGUGA
Messenger RNA from Effrenium voratum, 444 nucleotides. The record is from the annotation of a GenBank genome assembly. Lineage: Eukaryota; Dinophyceae; Suessiales; Symbiodiniaceae.